This is a messenger RNA of Corylus avellana, 1759 nucleotides long. RefSeq names its product aldehyde dehydrogenase 3F1 (gene ALDH3F1). Gene Ontology annotation, molecular function: aldehyde dehydrogenase (NAD+) activity. Gene Ontology annotation, cellular component: cytoplasm. Lineage: Eukaryota; Viridiplantae; Streptophyta; Magnoliopsida; Fagales; Betulaceae. Gene Ontology annotation, biological process: aldehyde metabolic process. The record is from RefSeq and is a predicted model, not a curated record.
CGGAGAAAUUAAAUGACAUAAUUUGGGUAGCUGAGACUAUAAAAAAAGAAAUUAUGUAACACAACAGGCCAACAAUGUCAGCAAACAUUACAUUACCCAAUAGAUUUUUCUGAGUUUCAAAGUUUCCUCCACGGGAAGUAAUGGCAGAAGUAGAGAAAAGCUUGGCCGAGCUAAGACAAACCUUUAGAAGUGGAAGAACUCGAAGUGUUGCAUGGAGGAAAACCCAGCUCAGGGCGCUCCUUGACCUCAUCCGUGACAAAGAAGAUUUGAUAUUCGAAGCUCUCCAUCAAGAUCUUGGGAAGCACCCUGUUGAAGCUUACCGCGAUGAGGUUGGGGUUGUGACAAAAUCAGCCACGUAUUCUUUGAGCAAUGUUGAGAAAUGGAUGGCCCCUAAGAAGGGAGAUUUGCCUUUGCUUUUCUUCCCAGCAAAAGGAGAAGUGCUGCCCGAACCGCUUGGUGUGGUUCUCAUCUUUGGAUCUUGGAACUUCCCUUUCGACGUUACUCUGGAUCCACUGAUAGGAGCUAUAUCUGCCGGGAAUGCAGUGGUUCUAAAACCGUCAGAGCAUGCUCCAGCAUCCUCUGCUUUUCUAGCUAGAACUCUCCCUAUUUACUUGGAUGACAGUGCCAUUAGAGUCAUUGAGGGUGGAGCAGGUGUAAGUGAACAACUACUGCAGCAUAAAUGGGACAAGAUAUUCUUUACCGGAAGCCCACGAGUUGGGCGUCUUGUCAUGACUGCGGCUGCAAAGCACUUGACACCUGUUACUCUUGAGCUGGGAGGAAAAUGCCCUGUAAUCCUCGAUUCCCUCUCCAAUCCUUCAGAUGCAAAGGUGGCAGUCAAACGAAUUAUAGGAGGGAAGUGGGGGGCAUGCAGUGGACAGGCAUGUGUAGGAGUAGACUAUAUACUCCUUGAAGACAAAUUCAAGACCAAUUUGAUAGAAUUAUUAAAGAAGACGAUCAAGAAAUUCUAUGGAGAGGAUCCAAUUAACUCAAAGAGCAUUGCCAGAAUAGUAAACAAGCAACAAUUUGAGAGAUUGCGGAAUCUUCUUCAAGAUCCUCUUGUUUCAGCUUCCAUUGUUCAUGGCGGUUCACUAGAUGAAGAAAAACUGUUAAUCGAGCCGACAAUAUUAUUAAAUCCUCCACUUGACGCGGACAUCAUGACUGAAGAAAUCUUUGGCCCCCUGCUCCCGAUAAUCACUCUGGAUAACAUCAAAGAAAGCAUUGACUUCAUAAAUUCAAGGCCAAAACCUCUUGCCGUUUAUGCCUUCACGAAAGAUGGAACAUUCAAGAGACAGAUUCUAGCAGAAACAUCCUCAGGAAGUGUAACUUUCAAUGACAUCUUAGUUCAAUUUGUUUGUGAUGGUUUACCAUUUGGAGGUGUUGGUCAAAGCGGCUUUGGGAGGUACCAUGGUAAGUACUCUUUUGAUACUUUCAGCCACGAAAAAGCGGUUAUGCAUAGAAGUUUCUUCCCAGAAAUUGAGCCAAGGUAUCCGCCGUGGAACGACUUCAAGCUGAAAUUCAUCAGAUUGGCAUAUAACUUUGACUACCUUGGAAUGCUACUAGCCUUCAUGGGUCUGAAAAGAUAGCCAUUAUAUCAAGUCAAUUAUGUGAAGAUCAGAAGAACUCGGUUUUGGAUUCCAAUCAUCUAGUAUGCUAUGCAUGGAAAGCUUGAGAAGUCUGCAGCCUGUUGUGCUUAUUGGGUGCUUGAAAACAUUAACUUCAUUUCUGUUGCCAAUAUAAGGUUUCUACAUGACUUUUUUAA